CUUUCAGAGCCGCUCUCUAGUCUCUUCACAACUCUCUCUCUCUCUAGUCUAGGGCUCAUUUCUGAAACCCUUCUUCUUCUUCUUCUUCUUCAAUCCUUUCUCAUACUGUUCACCAAAUCAACUCUUUUUCACAUCUUUCUCUCUUCUAAAUCCCUAGGGUUUCUUUCUCGCUCCUCAUCCAUGGCGGCAGUGGCACCAGCAGUCAUUCCCAAAGCCCGAUCGUCCUCCUCCAAGACCGAAUCCUACGUUGACAACAAGCGCAAGGAGGACAUCCGCCAGGCCAACAUCAUCGCCGCCCGCGCCGUCGCCGAUGCCGUCCGCACCAGUCUCGGCCCCAAGGGCAUGGACAAGAUGAUCUCCGCCGCCAACGGCGAUGUCAUCAUCACAAACGACGGCGCCACCAUCCUCAACCGCAUGGAGGUCCUCCAGCCCGCCGCCAAGAUGCUCGUUGAGCUCUCCAAAUCCCAAGAUUCCGCCGCCGGGGACGGCACCACCACCGUCGUCGUCAUCGCCGGUGCCCUCCUCAAGCAGUGCCUCUCCCUUCUAUCCCACGGCAUUCACCCGACCGUCAUCUCCGACUCCCUCCACAAGGCAGCGAUCAAGGCCGUCGAUGUGUUAACCGCCAUGGCCGUCCCUGUUGAGCUCUCCGAUCGUGACUCGCUUGUUAAGUCCGCAAGCACCUCACUCAACAGCAAGGUCGUUAGCCAGUAUUCGACUUUGCUUGCGCCCCUUGCCGUCGAUGCUGUCCUUUCGGUUGUAGACCCCUCGAAGCCGGAUUUGGUCGAUCUGAGGGACAUUAAGAUUGUGAAGAAGCUCGGCGGGACAAUCGACGACACCGAGUUCGUUAAGGGUUUGGUGUUCGACAAGAAAGUGAGUCACGCCUCCGGAGGGCUAACCAGGAUGGAAAAUGCAAAGAUCGCGGUGAUUCAGUUCCAGAUUUCUCCGCCGAAAACAGAUAUCGAACAGAGCAUUGUGGUUUCUGAUUAUACUCAGAUGGAUAGGAUUUUGAAAGAGGAGAGGAACUACAUUCUAAGUAUGAUUAAGAAGAUCAAGGCCACUGGUUGUAAUGUUUUGUUGAUUCAGAAGAGUAUUCUGAGAGAUGCCGUGACCGAUUUGUCUCUUCAUUAUCUUGCCAAAGCCAAGAUUUUGGUGAUUAAGGAUGUAGAGCGCGACGAGAUUGAGUUCAUCACAAAGACGUUGAACUGUUUGCCCAUUGCGAAUAUUGAGCAUUUUCGUGCUGAGAAGCUGGGUCAUGCUGAUCUUGUUGAGGAGGUCUCGUUGGGAGAUGGGAAGAUUGUGAAGAUUACAGGGAUUAAGGAUAUGGGAAGGACUACUACUGUGCUUGUUCGAGGGUCGAACCAGCUGGUUAUCGCUGAGGCUGAGAGGAGUUUGCACGAUGCUUUGUGUGUCGUUAGGUGCUUGGUGAGUAAGAGGUUCUUGAUUGCCGGUGGUGGUGCUCCGGAGAUUGAGCUGUCGCGGCAAUUGGGCGCCUGGGCGAAGGUGCUCCACGGAAUGGAGGGGUACUGUGUGAGGUCGUUUGCGGAGGCGCUUGAGGUCAUUCCC
This is a messenger RNA of Morus notabilis, 1563 nucleotides long. RefSeq names its product T-complex protein 1 subunit delta. Gene Ontology annotation, cellular component: chaperonin-containing T-complex. The transcript has a single exon. The annotation marks the transcript as partial. The record is from RefSeq and is a predicted model, not a curated record. Gene Ontology annotation, biological process: protein folding. Gene Ontology annotation, molecular function: ATP binding; ATP hydrolysis activity; ATP-dependent protein folding chaperone. Lineage: Eukaryota; Viridiplantae; Streptophyta; Magnoliopsida; Rosales; Moraceae.